CCGAGACAAAGAAUCUGACUCAAAGAGAGCAAGACGAAACAAGCUGACAGGGCGCCAGCAAAACCCCUCCGCUGACUUCUAGUAGCAACACCACUUCUGUCUCAGUUUAAUACAUCAACUUCUACCAUCAGUCCAUGGAAGUUUCUUCAUCCUGAGCAAAGACACGUUUUCACCAAGCUUUAUCAAAAUACCUUCUUUCCAUCCUUUGAAAAUUUCCCCAAUCUUGCCCACCAUGGCCACUGCUCAGUCAAAGGCGAAGGCAAAGACAAAGGCAAUGAAGGCCACAAUUACGCAAGCCUCUCUAUUGGAGGCUAGUCGAAAACGGCCAGCCUCAAGCACACCUCCGGCAGAAGCUCACUUUACCAGUCAGGCGAGGGCCAAGAAGACGAAAGGAGACCCAGACGAAGGCAUUCAGGACUCCAAAGAGGAGCCCCCCUCUGCCAAACCAGUCAAUAUUACAGCCGAGGAUCGGGAGAAGCACAUCAAGGAGCUAGAGAAGCUGGUUGAGGACCUAAAGUCGACCGUCUCAGCAAUGAGAUUGGACAGAUCGUACAUGCAUGGGACUUACAACAACUGGCCCCCAAUCUCCAUUGCGGAAUGGCCAGAGAAGUUAGUUGGGCUAUUGUCCACUUGCAACGAUUGGAAAUACGAGUUUGGCUUCCGUUCCUCCAAGGGCAAAUACGAACACCUGUCUAAAGAGCAAAAGAAGCAACUCAUUGCUAACAUGGAGGGGUAUGUCAUCCAAGAUGACUUUGACAAGAUCGUCCCGCGGCUGCCCCCUAAUGUACGCUGCAAUAUCCUGGCAAUCUUUGCCGGGAUAAUCGUGGCCAAGGAGAUUUUCAGUCUUUUCUUCACAAAUCCGUUCUGGUACCUGGAAUGGCCCGAUAGUCGGAGCUCAAACGAUGGCGAAGGGCCUGGUGUAGAGACGCCUUUUGGUGCGCAGCUCAACCACUUAUACCAAAUUUUCCUCGACACGGACGCACAGCUUGCUCGUCACUGGCGGGCCCAAACAACACGCCUUUCCAAUGCGUCCAACCUUUUGCUGAGCCCCAAUCCCGCCUUUGGACUUAAGAACCUGGCCCUCCGAGAGGCCAAGGUCAAGCAAGUUGCUGCCGCUAGACUGGCCGACAAGAGCUUUCAGUGCCUGCUCAAAGACAAUGAGGACGAGGGUCGGAUUCAAGAUAGAGAGAUAUUUCUCAGCAGCCUUUACAAGAAGGGGGCUGAGUUAGCAGUGGCGAUGGCCACAUCACAACCGGACCUGGAAUGGCGAACUCUAGAAGAUUUCCCGCCCCUAUUUCAUUGUAGCUCAAAGGAGAUUGAGGCAGCCCACAUCCAUGGGCUCAGGGAACGGGAGUCGAGACUUAAUGGGCAUCGAGUGCUCGCCGUUACUGAACCAUCUUUCUGGCAAGUUGGAGGAUGGAACCGAGAUGGCAAGGAUAAAAUUAUCUAUAAAGGCAGUGUUCUUGUGGAUGACCCCAUAGGACUUCCCGAAGAUGCUCUCUCGACGGAUGAAGAUGUGAGGGCGAAAAGGAAGCAGAGGCAGGCCAAACGGGCGGCCAAGAAAGCUGAGGAAGGCGACAAAGAGAAACCACCACCGAAAGGCAAGGCAAAGAAGGCGACCAAGAAGAGAACUUGAAAAGGAACCAAAGCCAUGGUCAUUUUGACUUGCUUAAUCAUUUGUUGUAUCUGUUUUGUUGCUAGUAUUGCUUCGUGAAUUCUGUUAUCGUUUUCCUGCUCUGGUUUUGUAUUCGCGGAUCCAUGAUAUGACGACCACCGCCACUGGUUUUAGACUACGCCACCCUGCUUGACUACUUCAGCGGUUUUUGGAAAUACCAAUCAGAUUAAG
Messenger RNA from Aspergillus campestris IBT 28561, 1846 nucleotides. RefSeq lists its product as uncharacterized. The coding region runs from base 233 to 1636 and encodes 467 amino acids. The record is from RefSeq and is a predicted model, not a curated record. The transcript is spliced from 3 exons. NCBI's taxonomy places the organism in Eukaryota, Fungi, Ascomycota, Eurotiomycetes, Eurotiales, Aspergillaceae.